Messenger RNA from Eurytemora carolleeae, 788 nucleotides. It is a transcript of the gene beg, whose product is annotated as malonyl-CoA-acyl carrier protein transacylase, mitochondrial. The record is from RefSeq and is a predicted model, not a curated record. The coding region runs from base 66 to 788 and encodes 240 amino acids. NCBI's taxonomy places the organism in Eukaryota, Metazoa, Arthropoda, Copepoda, Calanoida, Temoridae. Gene Ontology annotation, molecular function: transferase activity. The transcript has 10 exons.
UUUUUACGUAAAAUUUCCGUUUAGACCUGAGUGAUAAAUCAGUUAUCCUGUUCCCUGGGCAAGGAAUGCAGUUUGUUGGAAUGGGGCAGAAGCUUCUUGAUGUUCCUUCGGUGAAAGAACUUUAUAAUGAUGCCAGCCAAAUAUUGGGUUAUGAUCUGCUAGAACUCUGUCUGAGGGGACCUAAAUCCACGCUCGAUGAGACAGUUUAUUGCCAGCCUGCUACAGUAGUUUCUAGUUUAGCAGCAGUAGAAUUGUUAUAUCAACAACAGGAGACAGCAGUGAGUAACUGUAUGGCUGUUGCUGGGUUCUCUGUUGGAGAAAUCACAGCUUUAAUAUUUACAGGAGCUAUUUCAUUCCCGGAGGGAAUUAACUUGGUCAAAAUCAGAGCAGAGGCGAUGCAAGCUUCUAGUCAACUCACUAGAUCCGGGAUGAUGUCCGUAUUUAUAGGAGCUGAUAAUAAACUCCCCCUAGGAUUACAGGUAGCUGAGGAGUGGUGUAGACGGGAGCACAAUAUCACAAAUCCAGUCUGCAGGGUAGCUAACCACCUGUAUACUGGGGCCAAGGUGGUAGCUGGUAACGAGGAAGGAUUACAGUUCCUCGAACAGAACAGAGACGACUUCCAAAUCCGUAAAACUAAACGAUUACCAGUCAGUGGAGCUUUCCAUACACCUUUAAUGCAACCAGCAGUAGAACCUUUCACAGAAGCUCUCAAAUUCACUAAAAUAUCAAAUCCAAGGUUUUUCACUUUUAUAUUUUUUUCAUAUUCAUGUUCGUGGCCGUGUUCAUGA